AAACGGGCUAGGAAGAAAAAAAAAGGAGUCAUUAGUGAAACAUUUACUCACACGAAUGAGCUACAGUAAUUUAGCUAUACAUUAUGUUGCGAACCAAAGUGUCAUUUAUCCAUCAUGAGGGCAUGUCAGGUCAGUAAAUGUCAAGAUAUCUUGUCGUUCAAACUCUCACAGUAUAAUAAUAGUGGAUUUUAUAAGUAUUCUUAAUUAAUAUUGCACUUUUUUUUAGAAAACAAAACAAAACAAAACAAAAGCCCAGAUCUCUUCCUGUCCCGUGUUUUAGUUUUGGGAAUUGUGAAAACUGCUGUAUUGUGUGGAAUCGAUUCCAGGAGUCGACUCGUUUGAUUCGCGACAGCUGAGUGAGAGUCGGAGUCGACUCUGUUCGCUGGAGCGGCGCCGCGUCAGUGGACGGUUAUGUGUGUAGAAUGUGUAGCGCGGCUCGAACAGAAACAUUCUCCUGAAAAGCCGUUACAUACAGUAUGUGUUAGCUUUAGCCACUCUAGCUAGCUGACGGAGUGCGAGCAGUGAUUCCGGUUAACAGAUUUGUGUCCAUUACUCUGACUAGCCGGGAUAGUUUGCGACGCUAAGCGGUAAGGUGUUUUAUCUCUGCACCUCGUCCAUCGUUCAGCGAGUAAAAACGGGCACAUGUGGUGCGCUGUCGGUGUCGGUGUCGGUGUUGGAUGGUGCCGGAGUUCGCUGAGCCGUUUACCGAUGCUGCGGCGCGAGGGAAAGCAGAGAGGCCGCCGCUGUCGCGUCUUGUUCAGUGACCUGAAGGCUUUGCUGCUCAGGCCACCACCACCACCACCACCGCCACCGGUACCGUCGGCCAUGAACGGAGCGCCGAGCGCCCACGGCGCUUCUCCGGCGGACCGGACGCGGGACGAGGAUGCUGCCGCCGCCGCCGCCGCCGCUGAGUGGGCUGGAGAAGCGGAGCGGAGCGCCACGGAGAGUCCGGACGGCGGCAGCUCGAGCGAGGACUGCACCAAAGAGAAGCUCGACGAGAGAGCGAGUCUGGAGAGCUGCACGGAGAGCGGAGCGCGCACACCUCUGUGCCGGAUCUGCUUUCAGGGCGCAGAUCAGGGUGAGCUGUUGAGUCCGUGCCGCUGUAGUGGCUCGGUGCGCUGCACUCAUGAGCCGUGCCUGAUAAAGUGGAUCAGUGAAAGAGGCUCGUGGAGCUGUGAGCUGUGCUACUACAAGUACCAAGUCAUCGCCAUCAGCACCAAGAAUCCGCUACAGUGGCAAGCGAUCUCUCUGACGGUGAUCGAGAAGGUGCAGAUUGCAGCGGCGGUGCUCGGUUCGCUCUUCCUCAUCGCCAGCAUCUCAUGGCUUGUGUGGUCUUCGCUUAGUCCCUCGGCCAAGUGGCAGCGCCAGGACCUGCUCUUCCAGAUCUGCUAUGCCAUGUACGGCUUCAUGGACCUGGUGUGCAUUGCUCUGAUAGUGCACGAGGGGCCGUCCGUGUUUCGUAUCUUCCACCGCUGGCAGGCUGUGAAUCAGCAGUGGAAGGUGCUCAACUACGACAAGCUGAAGGACUCGGAGGACCCUCAGAAGGGCAGCAGCACCCUACGCUCCCUCACACUCCCCCUGAGCAAUCGGGCAGGGGUGGCCCCACCCACUUCCCCUUCUCCCUCUAGCUCCGCCCUCACGACAGCUGCCACAGUGACCAUCACCCCAGGCACAACUGUGCCAGCGGUCACUGCAGCUCCAGAGGACACCUCCGAGGCGGAGCGUCACUGUGCGUACAGCCUCCUGCAGCUGCUCAGCCUCAAUCUCCGAAACCAGGAGCCCAGAAAUGCCACAACGCAGCCCAGAAACGACAACCGCGAGCUGGUCAUGAGAGUCACCACCGUCUGAGACGGCGAGUGAAGCCAAACUGGAGAUAUAUGACAACUCGGGAAGGGAAGAAUGACAGUUGGACCCAGCAGCAGAGACAUUUGCUAGCAAAUGAGCUCAAGGUCCUUCUGGUACACUUUGGCAUUUAUGGAAGUAAUACAUUUUUGAAAGUAAGACAGAGAGGUUUGUUUGAGGAUUUUAGUUGUCGAGCACACCUUCAAGGCUGUGUGAGGCAGUGUUGAAAGCUAAAGGUCAAGUUCAGAGCAAAGUGUUUUUUUAAGCGAGUGGCUCAUUAGGGCUGAUGUUAGUACAUGGCCACACAAAGUGGUGAGUAUUUUCAAGCACAAGAUCCAACAAUGCAAUGCAGCUCUAAUAUGUCACACUAACACACACACACACACACACACACAAAACAUUACACAAGGUCAAAGUUUGCUAUGAGACACCACCAGGUAAUUACACACACACACACACAAAGCCUAAAAUGAAAAGAAUUUUGUGGGGAAAAAGAUGUACAGUUUUCCACUAAUCCCAAAUGUAGUCGAUCAGCCAGGACAUGUUUGGUGUCCAAGUAGUUUUGCACUAACACUACAAGGCUAAUUUAGCUAACAAGUAAUGGAAGUCUAUGUCAUCCAAAAUCUUUUCUGGAGAUAUCUGCCCCAGACCACAUCCAGUUUUUCAGUGAUGUCAUCCAGAUUCACUGAUGUGGUUUAGGACACAGUGGGAUUUAACAUGAACAAAACUUCAAAACUCUAAUAUUAUGGGCAGCCAUCUUGGAUAUUUUUUUCCCCUUAGCACCGUUUGAUAUCAUUCUGCCUCCUAGGCCCCGCCUCCCAAAGUUGGACUGCAUAAUUGCAACAGAAUGCUGGGUCUAUUCAAGCAAUAAUACAGUUCCACUUUGAACUUACGCUGGGAAAUACAGCUUCUUCAUUUUAUUUAAAAAUGAGAAUACAUCGAUUUGUGCUUGAAUUUACGGAAAGGUUUCUGAGUAAGAUGGACUAAUUAUUUGAUAACUACAUUAGUCUUUUAGCUCCUGUGUAAAAGUAAAGAAGCAAACGGCGUCAGUCCCGGCUCAGUGACUCUAUUUAGGGUGAGUGGAAAAUGGCAGGGGUGGGGGGGAAAGGUUUUCUGCCCAACUACACCUUUAAGUUUACAUUUUAAACACAACUGGCUGUUUAGAGAAGGGUCAGUAACGCUGUUAAUGGACUCUCAAUUCAAUAAGAGCCCGGUUUCCACGGGGACGACCCGCAGCCACACUGAAACUACCCAACUAACGUGGCCUGAGUCAAGCGCUCCUGUUUGACGGACUCAUUUUGUUUACAUUUGUUAAAAUGUCAGAAAAGAAAAUACAU
Messenger RNA from Pangasianodon hypophthalmus (striped catfish), 3179 nucleotides. It is a transcript of the gene marchf4a, whose product is annotated as membrane-associated ring finger (C3HC4) 4a. The transcript is spliced from 4 exons. The record is from RefSeq and is a predicted model, not a curated record. NCBI's taxonomy places the organism in Eukaryota, Metazoa, Chordata, Actinopteri, Siluriformes, Pangasiidae. Bases 643 to 1848 code for a protein of 401 amino acids. Gene Ontology annotation, biological process: protein ubiquitination. Gene Ontology annotation, molecular function: zinc ion binding; ubiquitin-protein transferase activity.